GGAAGAGAAACUUGCCGACAGCGGCCGGGGGAGGAGAACCCGGGGCGUCCCGCCUUCCUCCGGCGCUUUGAAGAGCGGGAGGAGGGUCCCCGGGUCCGCGAGGGGCGGGGGCCGCCGCCUGGCCCGCCCUUCUCGCCGGACCUGCGAUCAGCCGGCGGCUUCCCCCGCCGCGCCCGCCACACCCGCCCUCGGGCCGCGGGGGUAGAAGAGGGCGGCGCGCCCCGCGCCCGGACCGCACGCGACCCCGAGAGGCAGCCCGGCUGACAUUCACCUGGCCUUCGCCCCCUCCGGGGACUCUCCAUCCUCCCGAGACCUCCUGUCGCCGCCCGGCAUCCCUUCCCACCCUAAGGUGCGUCCCAGGACCUUGAACCCUCUCCUGCCCAUCCUACCUACCCCGCGCAGUCCUCUCUGGGCCCCUGGCCUCCUUCCCCAGGUCCCAGCGACCUGGGUCAGGCCUCCUUCGGGCCCCCUGGUUGCGGGGGCUGAAGCGCGCCAUGCAGUCGCUGGCGCUCGGACUCGGGUUCCUGACGCCGCUGCUCCUGCUCGUGCGGCCGGCACAUGCCGCUAAGCCCUCGGCGCAGGACGUGAGCCUGGGCGUGGACUGGCUGAGACUCUAUGGCUACUUGCCACAACCAGAUCCAGCCCAGGCCCAGCUGCAGAGCCCUGCGAAGCUGCGGGAUGCCAUCAAAGUGAUGCAGAGAUUUGCUGGGUUGCCUGAGACAGGACUCUUGGACAAAAGGACUAUAGCCACCAUGCGCAAGCCCCGUUGCUCCCUGCCUGACGUGCUGGGUGCCGCAGGGCUGGUCAGGCGGCGCAGGCGCCGCUAUGCCCUGAGUGGCAGCGUGUGGAGGAAGCAAGCGCUGACCUGGAGGGUACAGUCCUUCCCCCAGAAAUCCCUGCUGACCCCACAGAUAGUGCGGACCCUCAUGAGCUAUGCCCUGACCGUCUGGGGUGUUGAGUCAGGCCUCACGUUCCAGGAGGUGAACUCCCCGCAGCAGGAGGCUGACAUCCGCAUCGACUUUGCCCAGGCCUACCACCAGGACAGUUACCCCUUCGAUGGCUUGGGGGGCACCCUGGCCCAUGCCUUCUUCCCCGGGGAGCACCCGAUCUCCGGCGACACCCACUUUGAUGAUGAGGAGAUCUGGACUUUUGGGUCGCAAGAUGGCGAGGGGACUGACCUGUUUGCUGUGGCUGUUCACGAGUUUGGCCACGCCCUGGGUCUGGGCCAUUCCUCCGCACCCAACUCCAUUAUGAGACCUUUCUACCAGGGCCCAGUGGGUGACCCUGACAAGUACCGCCUGUCCCAGGAUGACCGUGAUGGCCUGCAGCAACUGUAUGGGAAAGUGCCUGAAAGCCCGAAUGACCAGCCCACAAGGAAACCCCUGAAUCCUCCCCAGCCCUCUGUCCUGCCCCCUGACAGUCCCUCCACACCCGUCCCUGACCGAUGUGAGGGCAGUUUUGAUGCCAUUGCCAACAUCCGGGGUGAAACCUUCUUCUUCAAAGGGCCCUGGUUCUGGCGCCUCCAGCCCUCAGGACAGCUGGUGUCGCCCCGACCUGCCCGGUUGCACCGCUUCUGGGAGGGGCUGCCCGCGCACGUGAGGGUCAUCCAGGCCGCCUAUGCCCGGCGCGGAGAUGGCCGAAUCCUCCUCUUCAGCGGCCCGCACUUCUGGGUGUUCCAGGAGCGGCAGCUGGAGGGCGCAGCGCGGCCGCUGGCGGAGCUGGGGCUGCCGCCGGGCGAGGAGGUGGACGCCGUGUUCUCGUGGCCGUUCAACGGGAAGACCUACCUGAUCCGGGGCCAGCAGUACUGGCGGUACGACGAGGCGGCCGGGAGCCCGGACCCCGGCUACCCGCGCGACCUGAGCCUCUGGGAAGGGGCGCCCCCCGCCCCGGACGAUGUCACCGUCAGCAACACAGGUGACACCUACUUCUUCAAGGGCGCCCACUACUGGCGCUUUCCCAAAGGCAGCGUCAAGACCGCACCGGACUCGCCGCAGCCCAUGGGGCCCAAGUGGCUGGACUGCCCCGUCCCGGACUUUGGCCCUCGCGCUCCCGAGUUCCCCAAAGUGACCCCCAAACCCGGAACCUGCGAUUGUCAGUGCGAGCUCAACCAGGCCGCCGAGCGGCCGCCCGCGCCGCUCCUGCUGUCCCUCCUGCCUCUGUUGGCGGGCGUCGCCUCCUACUGAAGGGAGGACAUCCAUAGCGGAACAGCGCCCUACACCGCGUAGGGCCAGAGUCUGCGGGACCUCGCGUGGGGCUGUGGGUCUGUCCCCUUGCGGGGCUCCCUCCAGCACAAAGCUGGACGGAUUCCCGGGGGAGGUCCGGCUGCCGCCAGGACUUUACCUCCAGCGCUCCCUGGGUGGCGCCCGCCGCCAGGGGUCGCCAGCGCGCGGUGACCGUGGUCAACAGCUGCCUAAGAAGCUGGGCAAGGGCUGCCACAAGCGGACAGUGCAGACUCUACUCCCGAGCCUGGGGAAGGGGCGGGACGCAGCGGGAGCGGGGACGAGAGGCAGAGCCAAGCGAGUGGACUGUACACUUACACCGGACAUGCUCUGCCGGCCCCCCUUGUGCUCACAGAGAGGAGACACCUCCGCCUCCGCCCCGGCCACAUCCUGCCCCAGUAGGACUUUCCGUUCCCCAGAACGGCCUGGCUUUCAGUC
Messenger RNA from Sciurus carolinensis (gray squirrel), 2657 nucleotides. RefSeq names its product matrix metallopeptidase 25 (gene Mmp25). Gene Ontology annotation, molecular function: metalloendopeptidase activity; zinc ion binding. Gene Ontology annotation, biological process: collagen catabolic process; proteolysis; extracellular matrix organization. The transcript is spliced from 10 exons. Gene Ontology annotation, cellular component: extracellular matrix. Lineage: Eukaryota; Metazoa; Chordata; Mammalia; Rodentia; Sciuridae. Bases 495 to 2183 code for a protein of 562 amino acids. The record is from RefSeq and is a predicted model, not a curated record.